CUCCUCCUUCUCGAGCAGCUCGGGCCUUGUUUCCCCAGUCCCACAUACACUCCGGCCGGGGCCUACCCAGACAGUAAGGGGUGCCCCUCCCCCCCCAAAAAACCUCGGCGCCCCCUCCACCGCCCUGCCCCGACAGCCAUGAACAUCUUCCGAUUCCUGGGGGACAUUUCCCACCUCUUGGCAAUUAUCAUCCUCUUGCUGAAGAUCUGGAAGUCGAGGUCCUGUGCGGGGAUCUCUGGAAAGAGCCAGAUUCUCUUUGCUGUUGUGUUCACCACCCGCUACCUGGACCUGGUCACCAACUUCAUCUCCCUCUACAACACCUCCAUGAAGAUGGUGUACAUCGCCUGCUCCUAUGCCACAGUUUGGCUGAUCUACAGCAAGUUCAAAGCCACAUAUGAUGGGAACCAUGACACCUUCCGUGUGGAGUUCCUCGUGGUGCCCACCGCUGUGCUGGCCUUCCUGGUGAACCAUGACUUCACUCCGCUGGAGAUCCUCUGGACAUUCUCCAUCUACCUGGAGUCGGUGGCCAUCUUGCCGCAGCUGUUCAUGGUGAGCAAGACGGGGGAGGCGGAGACCAUCACCAGCCACUAUCUCUUCGCCCUGGGCAUCUACCGCACCCUCUACCUCUUUAACUGGAUCUGGCGCUACCAGCAGGAGGGCUUUUUUGACCUGAUUGCCAUAGUGGCUGGGCUGGUGCAGACCAUCCUCUACUGUGACUUCUUCUACCUCUACAUCACAAAAGUUCUAAAAGGUAAGAAGUUAAGUUUGCCAGCAUAGUGGCAUCCUGCUCCCGCUGCCCUCUGUCAGCCCCUAGAAGGAAGCCUGUGCACAUGCAGACGACAGACACAUACCGUUUGACUCUGUUUUUUGACCAACUGGACCAACUACAAGUCAAGCUGAGCUCUCCUAUAUUUACUGUCACCUGGAAACGCUAGCACUUGAGCAAGAGACCAUGGCGAUUUGGUAGGAAACAGCUGAUGCCUUUUUUUGGCAAAGAUGGUUCUCUGGGUUUCAGAGUCUGUGGGAUUUUUUUGCCUUUUGAAAACACCCAGUCCCAUUUCUCCUGCCCCUUCUCUUCUUUUUCUCCCUCUUCCCAAACAGCCGAGGACAUUUUAAACGAGCUUCUCUCUUCCCUUUCGGCUGAUCCCUUGCUUGUAUAGCCAGACAGGUUUGCUGAGGUCUUUGGUGCCUGCAGCGUGGUUUUUGUCAUUGUCUGCUCAGAUGAAGGCCAGGUUUUUUGGGGUGCUCUGUGUUCGAGGUGUAGGGUGGGAGCAUUGUUUCACACCACAGGGGGAGGCAUUUAAACAGCUUCUGGUUCCUUUUGAUAAAAAUCCAUUUUUUUUUCAUUUUGAGGUGGGAAUUGAAUCUGUCUCUCAGUUUAUUCCUUUUUUAUUGGUGAAGAGGAUGUGACACACUAAAUUCUGUAAAUUUCCUUGUUUUGUACAUAAUUGAUGGUUAAUUCCUUGUUCACUUUAAAUAAACAGAAGAAAACAA
Molecule: messenger RNA, 1494 nt
Organism: Pelodiscus sinensis (Chinese soft-shelled turtle)
Lineage: Eukaryota; Metazoa; Chordata; Testudines; Trionychidae
Gene: KDELR1
Product: KDEL endoplasmic reticulum protein retention receptor 1
Biological process (GO): protein retention in ER lumen
Cellular component (GO): membrane
Molecular function (GO): ER lumen protein retrieval receptor activity
Source: RefSeq, a predicted model, not a curated record